Molecule: messenger RNA, 4518 nt
Organism: Dalotia coriaria
Lineage: Eukaryota; Metazoa; Arthropoda; Insecta; Coleoptera; Staphylinidae
Gene: Acf
Product: ATP-dependent chromatin assembly factor large subunit
Exons: 9
Coding region: 241-4092 (1283 amino acids)
Biological process (GO): regulation of heterochromatin formation; positive regulation of DNA replication; chromatin remodeling
Cellular component (GO): nuclear chromosome; CHRAC
Molecular function (GO): protein binding; DNA binding
Source: RefSeq, a predicted model, not a curated record
GCGCAGACGUUAAACGGUUAGUGCGAGUGUGGUUCGCAUCGUUCGUUACGCUUAGUACGCUCGUUCACGUUUUUUACGCAAAACAAAUCUGUAAAUAAUACCGAAACAUUCCCAACGACGUGCUCGCGUCGUGCGUUUUGAAUCAGCAUCAGACUGAAGACAGUGCUCGGCCAGGUUUGCUGUGGGCCAAGAAAAAUUCGCUUACAUGCGACACUAAAUUUUCCCUCCAAAUAGACCGCGAUGCCUUUGCUGAAGAAAAAGACGCUGGAGAAGGCGAAAGUGGACGAAUUUCUUCGCGAUGACGAGGAGGUAUUCCACUGCGCCAUGACCAACGAGAUAUUCAGGGAUUACGAUGAAUUUGCUGAGAGAACCAUUUUGUGUAACUCAAUGGUGUGGACAUGUUCUAUGACAGGCAAAGGUAAUUUCACCUAUGAGGAGGCAUUGCAGAGUGAGCAGAAUGCUCAGCAGAUGCUGAAUGAAUUUCCUACAGAAUUGCAAAUUCCAAUAUUGUACAUUGCCACACUGGUGAAGGGCACAUUCUCUGAGAUGUUGGAUGAUGUUCAUAUUUUCGUCAAAGAUCGGUUUUUCAUUGGGGAAAAGAUUGAGGCAUAUGUUGCAAACAAGUGGAGUGCAUAUAAAGUUGUUAGUGUUAUUCCACCUACAGAGAAGGAAUUAUUAGCUGUAAAAAACUCACCUACAAGAACUGAUGCGUCAGAAGCCCACCUAUACAAAUAUGUUGUAAUAGAUGCGAAUUCCGUGUCAAAGGAAAAAUUAACUUGUAACUUCUCGCAAUUGCGGCGCAAGAAAGCAUCGUAUUCUCGCGAAAAGGGUAAACUAUUCCUGAAACAGCAUGUUGAGCCAAAGGGACAAUUUAUCGGCAUAAAAGACUCCGCUCUGGAGUUAUUCGGCGUCAAGGAUUUAAAGUUUGAUCAAAUAUUUGGGGGCCCACCACCGGUUUUCGAGCAUAAGUUGAAAACCACCGCCCCGAAUGGCAAGAAAGUGCGCCAGGAGACGCUGGCUAAGUUCCUCUCCAAGAACAAUAUUAUAUUGCCCAAAACUAAGGAGGAAGAGGAGAAGGAAUUCAUUAAGAAGAAAGAAAGAGAGGAGGCAAAAGAAAAGGAGCGUGAGCGGAAACAACAUGAACGCGAACUUAAAAGGCAGCGAGAUCUUGAAAUUCGCACGAAAUUGCAAGAUUGGAAUUUACCGGUGAAUGAUUUACUGCUUGAAGAUCAAAAAGUAUUACCUAUUCUAACACCAAUGCGAUCGAGAAUUCCCGAUAAGUACUUGGGUGAUGCGCUCUCUAUCAUGGAAUUUACGCAUACAUUUUCGAGUAUUCUCAGCACUAGGACAUUUUUCCCCAAUGGCAUUACUUUGAAUGUGAUGGAGAGGAUAUUAUUAGAAACAAGAGUGGGAAGUGCAAUGGAGACCAUUGUACAUAUGUUAUUAACAGCUUUGUUUAAAUUGGAAGCAGCGGAAAAAGAAAAUUAUAGCAAGCAUCUCGGUGGUCGUUGGGGAGCAUCCCAGGAAACAUUGGCAGCCGAUCGGUGUCAACUUUGGUUGCUCAAGAACUACGGCAGUACUUUGUUCACCAUGGAGAUGGACAUUUGCACAAUAUCUGAAGUUCUACGUUUGCAUUUACUAGGAUCUGGUAAUAACGUCAAUGAAACAGCUGUAAAAUGGCGGGCGCAAUAUCGCGGCGGCUACGAAAGCGAAGAGGAUCCGGCGAUUAGUUUCCGUUUGCAUAAUCCACACAUUUUGAAAUCGCUUUCGUUACAUCACGUUUGUUCACUGCCGCUGUUCGAUAAAAUAAAGGUGCUCGAUUGCUUGGUUAGUCAAUUGAUGACCUAUAAGGAGGUGCGUGACGCGGUCGAACAGAACCACGAUGAUAUACGCGAAAAUAAGUUGAAGUUGCGAACGGCGCAGCAGGCAGAGCGCAAGCGCCUGGCUGAUGUCGACGCGCAGAUUGCACAGCUUAAAAAGGGCCAGUUGGAUAUACCAGCGAGCAAGGCCAAGGCGAAAAUAGACGAGUUACAAGUGGCUGAAGAGAAGUUUAAGAGUAACUUCGAGUCAGUCACUGAUAGUAUACAAAAUAAAUUGUAUAAAAAAGCUAAUUUUAUAGGUUAUGAUCGUGCCCAAAGAGCAUAUAUAAAAUUACACUCAAUACCGGCAUUUGCUGUUAACCAAGACGAUCACCAACAAGGCACUUGUCUUCCUGAAAUAACACAACACGUGCCUGAAUUGGUAGAUGCAGAUAAACAAACGAUAAUGAAUUAUCUAGGGAAGUUAUCGGAUGAGCUUAAUUCCAGUGACAAAGAGAAUGAACCAAAGCAGAACGGCGUGGAGACCAAGACCACCACAUCACUAGCCAAAAUCAAUGAAUUACUAAUGUGCACAACCGAUCCGACUUCUUGCCCGGUGCACACAAUCUCAAAGAACGCGCUCAGGUGGUAUUUCGUUGACACUGAGGAGCAACUCUUAGAGCUACAGAACUCGCUCAAUAAACGCGGCAUAAACGAAAAGGAGCUGUCUAGAAUUAUCGAGUUGGAUUACACAAACUUGACGAAACUCAUUCUGCGCACACCGGGUUAUUUAAAGGAUUCGGAGUCCAACCUUCCUAGCAGAUUCCAUAAGGACGAUAAUUGGGGCUUUCCGGAGAAGAUGAGCGUCAACGAAGUGUUGCGUGCGACCGUCAUUGAUCGCAUCUUGACCUUAGAGGAUAAAUUAUUCGAUGGAUAUCUGGGCGGUAUUUCUAAAGAUAGAAACGAGUUUAGAACGCUGGUUGAAGAAUGCGAAUAUGAGGAAAUAGAUGCAUUGACGCGGCCGCGUACCAAGUGGCACAUCGAGGAGGAUGAGGAAGCAAAACAAAUCGCUCCGAGCGAUUGGGAGGAUCCUGGAAAGUAUUUAGAGAAAAAUAUGGCCGACAUUGAUUCAGAGGAUUCAGAAGUGGAAUCGGAUGAGAUUCUACUGGCACAUACAUCAGUGGAUCAGAAAAGUGUCAAGUUUCUCGCGUAUGCUUUGGCGCAAAUCGCACUGUCGGUGAAGUUGAAUUUCAUUUCGAAACCGUUGGGGCAGUUUGUGUCCAGUCCUAAGAUGAGGAUUUUGCGGCAGAAUGCCAUCUUGUUGUGGGAGCAAUCUCUGCUGAACUCGACGAGUUACAGCCAAAUCUUAUUGCAUUGCCAUGUCUUGAAUAAUUCGAUUGCGUGGAGUAAAUCCACGCAAAUGGUCAAGUGCAAGACUUGCAAGCGCGGAACGAACGAACAAAAUAUACUCUUGUGUGAUUAUUGUAAUGAUGGAUAUCAUCUGUAUUGUCUCAGACCUAAACUAAACUCUGUACCGGAUGGAAAUUGGUAUUGUGUAGUCUGUAAAGAAACUGUAGAAAUGGAGGAAGCCAAACGCAAACAAAAACAUGAAGAUGAAGAGAAAAAGAAGAAGCUAGAGGAGUCUAUGCAAACUGAGGACGAUGAACCUCAAAAUUGCUUCGUUUGUGGUGAAGAGGAAACCGAAGAUAUUGUACAGUGUGUUGCCUGUAUGAACAUCUAUCACCUGGAAUGCACGAAUUUGAAACGUGCCGUCCGCGGUGCUUGGACUUGCACACCUUGUAAAGAAGAAAGCGAGCGUGAAGCGAUGCAAACUAACGGCGAUCACAUGCAGCGACGGUCAGGCAGAAGCAACGAGACCAAUGUGGACAUGCCAUUGAACAAUGCGGCACUGCAGGAAUUACUCGGUGGUGUGAUCAGCAACGAGAGUGCGUGGCCGUUCAUUAAGCCAGUGCAUAAGCACGAAGUGCCUGACUACUAUGACAUCAUCAAGAAGCCGAUGGACUUUGGCACGAUCAAAUACAAGCUCAACAUGGGCGACUAUCAGUACGACGAUGAAGUCCUUUCGGACUGUCAGCUUGUGUUUGAGAAUUGCCACACGUAUAACAGUUCAGGGGAUGAAGUUUUCCAAUGUGGCAGUCGGCUUCUGAAAUACUUUGUGAAAAAAUGCAAAGAUUUAAAACUUGACUUUGACGUCACCAUCACAAUGGAAACAAACGGUGUGAGCGAUGACGAGGAGGACCAGCCACCACGCAAGAGUAGGCGCACGAGAUAAUUUUACAGUAUACGGUAUGAUAUGAAUAAUCACUUCGUGUGAAUAAUUGAGCAAAGUUGUGCUAUAUGCAAAACUCAUACUAAUAGGUUCCAUAAUAUUUACGUUGAAUGAUGAUUAAUUGAUUAAUUCCUUCUCAUUCAUUUUUGAAUUUCACAAAUCACACCUACGCAUAAGUUCUUUCGUGUUAAUUUAUUUAUAUUUAGUUUUAUUCUUGUUAGCGUACUCACUGAAUUCAUAUAUUUCAUUUAUGGAAUUUGAAAUUUAAGUCUUGAAAAUCAAAGUAAGUAAUUUAAAUACCAGUGAAUAUGCUAACAAAAUAAAACUUAAUUUAUUUAUGUAAUUGAUAACUUUUGCACCGACGCAAACAGAAGCCGGACUUAUUGCUGCAUGUAGAGACGACCGGUAUUAUUAUAUAUUUUAUAAGUA